CGCCCAAAAGCACGAUCAACACCAUGGGAGCCGUCGAUGCCGCCGUUGCUUGCGCGGCCUCCUCGACGCCGUCGUCUUCCGCUCUGGCGAACGGCGCCACCAGUAAGAAUCUCCCAGCUGUGCAGACGGUGGCGCCCAUGCCUGAAGACACGCUUGAGAACAUGAGUAUUACGUCAAAACUGGAGAGAGCUCUGGAGAAGGUGGCGCCACUGCUGAGGGAGAUCUUUGUGGACUUUGCGCCCUUCCUGUCGCGCACCCUGCUGGGCAGCCACGGACAGGAGCUGCUCAUCGAAGGUACGCCGACACGGCUCGUGUGCAUGAAGUCGAGUACGUCAGUGGUGGAGCUCGUUAUGCUGCUUUGCUCUCAAGAGUGGCAGAACUCCAUCCAGAAGAACGCCGGCUUGGCCUUUAUUGAGCUCAUCAACGAAGGAAGGUUGCUGUGUCACGCCAUGAAGGACCACAUUGUCCGCGUGGCCAACGAGGCCGAGUUCAUCCUGAACAGACAGCGAGCCGAGGACGUCCACAAACACGCCGAGUUCGAGUCCAACUGCGGCCAAUACGCUGCCGAGAGGCGAGAGGAAGAGAAGAUGUGCGACCACCUGAUCAGCGCCGCCAAGCAUCGGGACCACGUGACGGCCAAUCAGCUGCGGCAGAAGAUCGUCAACAUCCUCACCAACAAACAUGGCGCCUGGGGAACGCUGGGCCAGAGGCCGCCUCACGACUUCUGGCGUCUGGACUACUGGGAGGACGACUUGCGGCGGAGACGGCGAUUCGUCAGGAACCCGCUGGGCUCAACGCACUUGGACGUGUCGUGCAGAACCCUGCAGGAGUACGUAACAGAAGAGGACGAGCUGGUCAAGUUGAAGACUUUGGUCUUCCCCGGCCAAAGUGUUCCGAGCCAGAGCCCCGAAACGGAGCUGAUCCUAGAGGGAGACGACGACUCCGUCGGCCUGCUGCAGGAAAAGGAAGUGGACAACCUGGGUGGCCCGGUGGUGCUGAGCAGCCCGGCCCAGCUGGUCGCGCCCGGCCUGGUGGUCCGUGGGACCCUCUCCAUCAGCACCAGCGAGAUCUACUUCGAGGUGGACGAGGACGACCCCGCCUUUAAGAGGGUCAGCCCCAAGGUAAUCUCCACGUUGUGUAGUGGAGCCGAGUGGAGUGCAGGUGCUCUUAAUCUCGUUGUUUUAUUGAGACACUUCUCUAAGGUCUUGGCGUACACGGAAGGCCUGCACGGGAAGUGGAUGUUCAGCGAGAUCCGGGCCAUCUUCUCCAGGCGUCACUUGCUGCAGAACACAGCCGUGGAGGUCUUCAUGGCCAAUAGAACGUCCGUCCUUUUCAACUUCCCUGACCAGGCGACGGUGAAGAAAGCGGUCCACGGUCUUCCUCGAGUCGGGGUGGGGACCAGCUACGGACUUCCUCAAGACAGGCGGAUCUCGCUGGCCGGCCCUCGGCAGCUCUUCAAGUCAUCUAACAUGACGCAGCGCUGGCAGAGGAGAGAAAUCUCCAACUUUGAGUACCUCAUGUUCCUCAACACCAUCGCAGGCAGGACCUACAACGACCUGAACCAGUACCCGCUCUUUCCCUGGGUGCUGGCCAGCUAUGACUCACAAGAGCUGGACCUCACCCUGCCCGCCAACUUUAGAGAUCUCUCCAAGCCCGUCGGCGCACUCAACCCCAAGCGCGCCGCCUUCUUCGCCGAGCGCUUCGAGUCGUGGACGGACGACCAGACGCCGCCGUGCCACUACCGCCGCUACUGCUCCACCGCCGGCUCCGCGUUGCACUGGCUCGUCAGGAUGGAGCCGUUCGCCACCUUGUUUCUCAGCGCCAACAACAACCGAUUCGACCACCCGGACCGAAUCUUUUCCUCCGUCGCCCGCUCGUGGAGGAACUGUCAGCGAGACACCUCAGACGUCAACGAGCUGAUCCCGGAGUUCUUCUACCUGCCGGAGAUGUUGGUCAACGCCAACGGCUACCAUCUGGGAAUGCGGGAGGACCGCGCCAUGGUGGGCGACGUGGACUUGCCGGUCUGGGCCAAGACCCCCGAAGACUUCGUGAGGAUCAACAGAAUGGCGCUGGAGAGCGAGUUUGUGUCGUGUCAGCUGCAUCAGUGGAUUGACCUCAUUUUCGGCUACAAGCAGCGCGGUCCCGAGGCGGUGCGCGGCCUCAACGUCUUUCACCACCUGACCUACGAGGGCGGCGUCAGCCUGGACGCCAUCGCCGACCCUUUGACCAGAGAGGCCACGGAGGCGCAGAUCCGGAGCUUUGGACAGACGCCAUCUCACUUGCUCAUCGAGCCACAUCCUCCACGCAGUUCCGCCAUGCACCUGAGUCCUCUGAUGUUCAAGGACCAGCUGCAGCAAGACGUCAUCAUGGUGCUGAAGUUCCCGUCCAACUCGCCGGUGACGCACGUGGCGGCCAACACGCUGCCGCACCUCGCCGUGCCGGCCGUGGUCACCGUCACGUGCGGCCGCCUCUUCGCCGUCAACCGAUGGCACAACACGGUCGGACUGAGAGGAGCGCCAGGAUACUCCCUGGAGCAGGCGCAUCAUCUCCCAAUCGAGAUGGACCCUCUGAUCGCAAACAGCGCUGCGAGCAACAAGCGUCAGAUCACAGACUUAGUGGACCAGAGCAUCCGGAUCGGCACGCAGUGCUUCGUGGUGACAGCUGACAACCGCUACAUCCUGGUGUGCGGCUUCUGGGACAAGAGCUUCCGCGUGUACUCCUCGGAGACAGGAAAGCUGACCCAGAUUGUGUUCGGCCACUGGGACGUGGUGACGUGUCUGGCCCGGUCCGAGUCGUACAUCGGGGGCGACUGCUACAUCGUGUCCGGCUCCAGAGACGCCACUCUUCUUCUGUGGUACUGGAGCGGCAGGCAUCACAUCAUCGGAGACAACCCCGUCAACAGCGACUACCCGGCACCACGAGCUGUCCUCACGGGUCACGAGCAGGAAGUGGCGUGCGUGGCGGUCUGCGCAGAGCUGGGGCUGGUCAUCAGCGGGGCCCAAGACGGUCCGUGCCUGGUGCACACCAUCACGGGGGACCUGCUGCGAGCGCUGGAGGCUCCCGAGAGCUGGAGGCGGCCCCGCCUGAUCUCGGUGUCCAGCGAGGGCCACUGCAUCAUCUAUUACGAGCGCGGACGCUUCUGCAACUUCAGCAUCAACGGCAAGCUGCUGGCCCGCAUGGAGCUCGACGACAGCAGCAGGGCCAUCCUUCUGAGCAGCGACGGGCACAAUCUGGUGACGGGCGGCGACAACGGCGUGGUCCAAGUGUGGCAGGCGUGCAGCCUCAAGCCGCUGUACGUGUACCCGGCCUGCGACGCCGCCAUCAGAGCCAUGGACCUGUCACAUGAUCAAAGGACUCUCAUCACUGGGAUGGCUUCGGGAAGCAUCGUAGCGUUCAACAUCGACUUCAACCGCUGGCAUUACGAGCACCAGCACAGGUACUGAGCGACAACUGACGGGACACUCCGAGACGAGAUGUCGGGUCCGGCAGCAAUCUCGGCCGCCUUGAGCGCCGUUCAGCAUUGAGUCGCUUUUCUUCUGGGCUUACGUCAAGACUGAGGUCCGGAACGUGUAAAUAUGCAACAAAUGUUUCUGAGACUUGCUCGUGAACUCGAAAAACAUUCAUACAAACCAGUUACAAGUCAUUAUGGACUUAUUUGGGAAGAUGUGUAGAUUAGAAUUUUUUUUUUUUUUUUUUUUUAAACAUUGUAAAGCAGGAUGAUGUCAUUUACGUCAAAUUUGUGCAUUUUAAACAUCCAGAGAGUCACAUGGGACAGGACCAUUAAGAGUUUCCAUGGUAGUGAAACAAAUGCAAUUAAAUGAGGUGAAAAGUGGGCGUUGCGAGCAAAUGAAUGUGACAUUUACAGGAAGGGGGACAAAAAUGUUAGGAGGUGUUUUCCCCCGCUGCUUAUGCGUUGAGGGCAAAAUCAUAGUGCCCAUUAACUCCAUUAAUUUGUCACUGACUUCACUCACAUUAAAACUCUCCUCUUAUGUUAAAAAAAAAAUCAGAUAUAAAAUAAUAUAUAUACAAUAUAUUAUAAUAUAUAAAUAUGUUAUAAUAUUGUAUAAAUAAAAUAUUUUUAAAAUUUAUGUAAAAAGAAAAAUUGCGAAAACCUUUUGUUGGCCCCGUUUUUUUCUUCUUUUGUUAUCCACUUUUUGCUUUAUUUUUGAAUUUGCGAAAUCCACCCGAAUGCUUGCAUCAUGCUAUAUUAAAUCUAUAGACGCAACUGGUUUAAAAAGCGAGGGAGAAAUGUCUUAAUUCCUACCAAAUGUAUUUGCAAAUACACACGCAAAUCGCAAAGCGCUCCUUGGCAGAUAGCGCUGACUAAAAUCCAAUGUGAACAUUUGUGCUUUAAGCCAUCAACCUGUAGCCUUCCAACAGAAAUAUGAUUUUAAUGAUCAUGCAGUAGUUGAUUUGAAAUGAAUAAAUACGUCCUAAAGCAACGAUUAGGGUUUUAAAAAAAAAAAAAAAAAAAAAAAAAAAAUGUUGAUUUUGUUCAGUUUUUAUUUGGGCACAUGUGCAUUGUAGCGUGUUAAUCAGGGUGUUUUGUUUUGUUUUGUUUGUUUAACACAACGACAACAACAACAAUCAUGUUCAAACACUUGUAGCAAAUAGUGGAUGUAGCUUUCAUGACGUCACACUGUCGAAGGUUUUUCCAUCCUCCCCGGUAAUAAGCGGAUCUGAUUUGCACAACUCAUUUAUUAUUUUUUUUUUUUAUUCAUUUCUAUUCAGUGGACUCUUGCCAACACAUUUGACUCUCCUUUUUGUCUUCUGGGUCAAAUUGACCCAAGUAAGUUUUCCAAAUGAAAUUUAUGAUUUUAUUGGAAAUUAUUAUUGGUGUGAUAGAUAUACUGUUUUAGCUAUUACCUAAAAAAACAUAUAUACAUACAUUAAUUAAUAUUAUAGAUUCAUUUGACUAUCAAAGUUUAGUAGUUUAAAGAUGGAAAUUCCUGCCUCAUUUUGAUGUAAAAUAUUUUUUUUUUUUUUUUUUAAGUAAGAAUAAUUUCUUGAUGUCGGAUUUUGGGCUUUUGGUACAAUAGAAUAAUCAAAUAUAAACAAUAGAAAUUGUUGAUUGUGUGUAGUUGAUCAAAAUAUGACUUCCCCUUGAGAAUUGAAUGACUGAAAUGCGUUUCCUUUUAUGACGUUCUAAUUGAUUGAGAUGCACUGGUGUAGAAUGAAAAUACUAUAUUUGAAUCCUCAUGAAUUCAAGUUGUGAUUGUCCAAUCAGCUGGAGUGACUGUCAACAUGUUUGUGUCCGUGGUAAUGCUUCAAAGACAUUUUGGUAAACGAGACCCUUUUUACUUUGACUUAUCCUGUGGUUGUUUUUACUUUUUCCCCGCCCCCACAGUACAGUUGUUAAAAAAAAAUAAUAAAAAAAAAAUAACAAUAAUAAUCAUGCGGUAUCCUGUGCGCUCGGAAGUAAUAUGAAAAAUUGACAGGAACUGAGCAGUAAUUUACAUGAACCAUAAUAAAAGAAGUUACAGCAGAUAUGCAAAUAAAUUUAUAUUUUGUGGCACUCUUAUGAGACGAGAGUUUGUUUUCAUUUUCAUUUGAGAAUAGUUUUGUUUCAAUUAUAUUAAUUUGUUAAUGGUAUUUAACUGUACUUGUUUAUGCUUCUUUGUUUUAUAUUCUUCCAUGAUGUUUAAUUGACUUCAUUUUUAUCAGUAGCGUUUUUUAAUAAUAAUAAUAAAAAAAAUGUCUGGGAUAUUUCAUCUUCAGAGGUUAUUCAUGCAAACGUGUUGAAAAAUGUGGAUUGAAGUAGCUCAUUGAUGAAUGUUUGCUGUUUUUCCAAGUGCUUGUACUGCCACCUGCUGUCUGUCUGCUGUUACAACAGGGGUUUACUUAGAAAAUGUAAUGCAACAAUUGUUU
Phycodurus eques (leafy seadragon) is the source of this 5868-nucleotide messenger RNA. Its product is annotated as neurobeachin-like. The record is from RefSeq and is a predicted model, not a curated record. Gene Ontology annotation, biological process: intracellular protein localization. NCBI's taxonomy places the organism in Eukaryota, Metazoa, Chordata, Actinopteri, Syngnathiformes, Syngnathidae. Bases 24 to 3443 code for a protein of 1139 amino acids. Gene Ontology annotation, molecular function: protein kinase binding. Gene Ontology annotation, cellular component: membrane; cytosol. The transcript has 28 exons.